Soboliphyme baturini is the source of this 453-nucleotide messenger RNA. The record is from the annotation of a GenBank genome assembly. Lineage: Eukaryota; Metazoa; Nematoda; Enoplea; Dioctophymatida; Soboliphymatidae.
AUGAAUCGUUUGUUCCGAGUUUUACAGCAGUCAGUUUCGGCGGUACACGAGGGUCGUCUCCUGAGGCGUGCAACGCAGUUUGGUGCUGAGGCGAAGUCUCGUUUGGUGGCAAGUUCUGCAGAACUUGUACUUACAGAAAAUUGUGUCAGACGGCUUCAUGAGGUACUGGCUCCUGAUGAAUACCUACGAGUUAUGGUGGACAGCGGUGGUUGUUCCGGGUACGAAUACAAGUUCGAAAUCGUAAAGCAGUUCGAUGCAGUCGACGAUCAUGUAUUUUCGAACAAAAACGCCAGAGUUGUUAUCGACAGUACAUCGUUGGAGCUGAUGCAUGGCGCGACGUUAGACUUCCAGAACGAAUUAAUCCGAUCCGCAUUUCGAAUUGUAAAGAAUCCUAAUGCUUCAAAGGGGUGCUCUUGUGGUUCCUCGUUCGCGCUAAAAGAUGAACAACUCUGA